Molecule: messenger RNA, 237 nt
Organism: Grammomys surdaster
Lineage: Eukaryota; Metazoa; Chordata; Mammalia; Rodentia; Muridae
Gene: Smim10l2b
Product: small integral membrane protein 10 like 2B
Exons: 1
Coding region: 1-237 (78 amino acids)
Source: RefSeq, a predicted model, not a curated record
AUGGCGGUGACUGCGGCCCUCUCUGCUGCUGCGGCGGCGGCAGCCCUAUCUGGCCUGGCAGUGCGACUGUCGCGUUGGGCGGCGACACGCAGCUCCUAUGGUGCCUUCUGCAAGGGGCUCACACGCACGCUACUCACCUUCUUCGACCUGGCCUGGCGCCUGCGUGUGAACUUCCCCUACUUCUACAUGGUGGCCUCCGUGAUGCUCAACGUCCGCCUGCAGGUGCGGAUCGAGUGA